Messenger RNA from Colletotrichum truncatum, 762 nucleotides. RefSeq lists its product as uncharacterized. The record is from RefSeq and is a predicted model, not a curated record. NCBI's taxonomy places the organism in Eukaryota, Fungi, Ascomycota, Sordariomycetes, Glomerellales, Glomerellaceae.
AUGUCUUCUGCUAAGCCUACUUUCGUCCUCGCGCCUGGUGCGUGGCACAAGGAGACCUGCUACUCUCCCGUCCAGCAGAUCCUCAACGCCAAGGGAUACGACGUCGAGGCUGUCGAGUACCCCUCUGUCGGCGCCGUGCCCGCUACCAAGGGUCUCGCUGACGACGCCGCUGCCGUCAGGGCCGUUCUUCAGAGACUUGCCGAUGAGGGCAAGGAGAUUGUUCUCGUCGUCCACUCUUACGGUGGUCUCGUCGGCGCCAAUGCUGUUGAGGGCUUGGGCUUCAAGGAUCGUGCCAAGGAGGGCAAGAAGGGCGGUGUCAUCACCUUUGUAUACCUCACCGCAUUCGUCGUGCCGCUCGGCAAGAGCAUCAAGGAGAUGCUUGGUGGCCAGUUCCUGCCGUGGAUGAAGUUUGAGGAUGACGGCCGUGUUUUCGCCCUCACUCCCGAGGAGAUCUUCUACCAUGACGUCCACCCUGAUAUCCAGAAGAAGUCCAUCGAGGAGCUGCAGCACCAGUCUUCUCCCGUCUUCUCUGAUGUCGUCACGCACGAGCCGUGGCACACCAUCGACUCCAUGUACUUCUUCUGUGAAGAUGACAAGGCGAUUCCUCAUGCCAUUCAGCAGAACAUGGCCACCCUCCUUGGCCCCAACGGCUUCACUUACACGACAAAGGCAUCCCACUCCCCAUUCUUGUCUGUUCCCAAUGAGGUUGUGAGCGGUCUGGAGCACGCUGCCAAGAUUGGCCAGGAGAGAGUCAGGGCAUAG